ACGUAUCCUCUAUUGUGCGACCAUAAUAUAUUAUUCUAUCGUUAUUAUUAUUUUAAAGCACGCAGAGUGCAGUUUAAAAACGUUCUCACACGGUCCCAUUGAAAAUCAUCACGUGCGUGUAUCGUGCAUUAUAUCAUUAUUAUAAUGCUGUAGCGAAUAGGAGUUCAAAAACCUUUUGUCGCCGCACCACUAUACAACAGAGGUCGCGACAAGUCGUACGCGGGGGCUUCGCCGACUAGUUUUUCGUCUUCCAUCCGAGGCGAGUAUACCUAUACCUAACUAUAAUACGUGCUCGAAGACCCGGUCCAUUCGUAAUCUGCUCGCCUUUUACCAACCAUGGUUCUGCACGCUCCGACCGCUACCGCCGCUGCGCUUGUUCUAUUCGUGGGCCUAGCCCUUGGACAGCAACAGAACAACCGCGAAUUUCAGUGUCCCCAGAAACCAGGGUUCUACCCGGACCAGAUACAAUGCGAUCUGUACUACCACUGCUCCGUUGACGGCGAACUAACUGAAAAACUCUGCCCCGAUGGACUGCUGUUCGAUGAUAGCAACCCGAGUCAUGAGAAAUGCGAUACGUCAGUAAACGUGGACUGCGGCCAAAGGACCGUUCAGCAGGAACCGAAACCUUCUAAAGGAUGUCCCCGGGCCAACGGCUACUACAGGCAUUGGGACGAGGGUGUCUGUGAAAAGUUCGUCAAUUGCGUGGACGGCGUGGCCAAUGAGAUGCCGUGUCCUCCCGGUCUAAUAUACGAUGAUUCCAUAAGUUCAUGCACCUGGUCGGCAGACAGCAAGAGGCAAUGCAUUACGACUAAAAAAGAGGCUCUUACCGACGGUUUCUCUUGCCCAGACGGUGACGUGGUCGGUCCUAAUGGCAGAAUCUUACCACAUCCUACAUUCGCGCACCCCGACGACUGUCAGAAGUUCUACAUAUGCCGGAACGGUGUCAUCCCGCAGUACGGAAGCUGCUCCGCCGGUACAGUGUACAACGACGUGUCGUUCAAAUGCGACGAACCGGAAAACGUACCCGGAUGGUGAGUAAUGAUGAUGUUG
Molecule: messenger RNA, 1050 nt
Organism: Diuraphis noxia (Russian wheat aphid)
Lineage: Eukaryota; Metazoa; Arthropoda; Insecta; Hemiptera; Aphididae
Product: protein obstructor-E-like
Cellular component (GO): extracellular region
Molecular function (GO): chitin binding
Source: RefSeq, a predicted model, not a curated record